Messenger RNA from Cucumis sativus (cucumber), 1301 nucleotides. Its product is annotated as oxysterol-binding protein-related protein 4C. The record is from RefSeq and is a predicted model, not a curated record. Lineage: Eukaryota; Viridiplantae; Streptophyta; Magnoliopsida; Cucurbitales; Cucurbitaceae. Bases 72 to 989 code for a protein of 305 amino acids. The transcript is spliced from 5 exons. Gene Ontology annotation, cellular component: membrane; intracellular membrane-bounded organelle; cytosol. Gene Ontology annotation, molecular function: sterol binding.
CACCAAACUUCAACAUUCCAAAAUCACAUCUUCAAUGUUUUGGAGAAUCGGUGUAUUGUUCGGGUGAAGACAUGUUAGGAAAAUGUAAUGCUGGUGGAAGUGCUUUGGAGCGAUUAGGUGCUGUUGUUGGUUGGAGCAUUUCCACUACUCGUCCUCUCAUUUUUGGUGCUUUCCCUUACAACCCUAUUCUUGGUGAGACUCAUCAUGUUUCUAGGGGUACCCUCAAUGUCCUACUCGAACAAGUUUCACAUCACCCACCUGUAGCUGCUCUUCAUGCUACUGAUGAGACACAUAACAUAGAAAUGAUAUGGUGUCAUUACCUUUCUCCUAAAUACCGUGGUACGAGUGUGGAAACAGAGAUGUGUGGGAAGCGGGAGCUAAAGCUAUUGAAUCAUGGAGAAACUUAUGUAAUGAACUGUCCAAGUUUAGUGUUCAAAUUCAUUCCAACAAAGGCCUUUGAAUGGAGUGGGAAAGUGAAGAUCCAAUGCAUAGAAACUGCACUCACUGCUGAAAUCUCUUACAAAGGCCUUAGCUUUUUAGGUCGCAAAUCAAAUAGUAGAGCCGUCAAUGGCAGCAUUUUUGCUCAAUCUUUCUCUAUCAAAAACUUAUGUCAUAUUGAUGGCCAAUGGGAUAGAAGUGUAACAAUGAAGUACCACAAUGGGAAUGCCAAGGUUAUAUAUGAUGCAAAUGAAGUGAUUUCAAACUUAAAAACUCCUGUUGUUGUUGACCCAAAGGGUGUUAAAGCAACAGAAUCAGCGAAGGUAUGGGGAGAAGUAAGCCAAGGGAUCUUAAGCAAAGAUUGGAAAAAAGCAAAGAAAGCAAAAAUGGCAGUGGAAGAAAGGCAAAGGGAACUUGCAAAAGAAAGAGAGUCAAGAAAAGAGACUUGGGUUCCUAAACAUUUCAAGCUUUCUUACUCCAAAGAAAAUGGUUGGGAUUGCUCUCCUAUUCAAUCCACUGUCCCACCAGCCCCCAUUGUUGUCCCAAUUUAAUACCCUCUUGCUUUAGUAUAAAUUAAAAGUUCAUAUGAUGUUCUAUAUAUAUACCUAUUCCACACAUAUGGUAGGUGGAAAAAAUAAAGUUGAAGAAAUGAUAUAUAAUGGUAACUGAGCCCAGAGACAGUAGUAAAUCCCAAUUGUAAGAUAUGUGAGAAAACCCUAUGUUUGAUUUUUCUCUUUGAAUAAUGAAGCCUUGCUAGCUACUAUCUUUGGACUUGUAUGUAUAUAUAUGUGUGAUGGAGAUUGAGUUUCUUUCUUUCAACAGAAGAAACCAUAAAAUGUAUGUUGAAAAAAUAAAAUUAUGCA